Messenger RNA from Dibothriocephalus latus, 204 nucleotides. The record is from the annotation of a GenBank genome assembly. Lineage: Eukaryota; Metazoa; Platyhelminthes; Cestoda; Diphyllobothriidea; Diphyllobothriidae.
CAGCAGCAGCAGCAGCAGCAGCGGCUGGUCGUGCGUCGAGCCCGAAAUAUUGUCGCAACUGACAUCGGUCCCGUCAAUCUGCCCAGCUAUGUGCGUGACGAUGCCAUGAAGGUGCUUGACGAGGGCUCCGAUGCCGAUGACCAUGAUAUCAUUCCGUCUCUGCCGGAAAGCCCUGGCGUCUCUGCUGCGGACAGGCAAGUGUAG